AUGUCUUCCAGCCUUGACAAGCCGUUAAAGCUCAUCGUCAUAACCGGAGGUCAUGGUUUCAUCGGGUCCCAUGUCGCCCGUCGACUUUAUCAAUUGAACGCGGGCAAAAUACGCAUCGUAGAUAUUUCGACAACGCCCGCUAUAGACUCGGACGGCCCCAUCUGCCAUGAGUUCGUGUCUGGCGAUAUCUGCGACAUUAAUUUUUGCGAUGAGGUUGUUCGAGGGGCUCAUACAGUGAUUCAUUUUGCUGCCAACAUGGGCGGAAUGGGUACUAUUCACGAUGGGAAUAGUUUUGCUAUUUACCGCCAGAAUUCUAUGAUGACGACAAAUACUUUUCAAGCCUGUAUCUCUGCAGGUGUAAAAAAGUUCUUCUACGCCUCUUCAGCGUGUGUUUAUCACGAACUACUGCAAAUCAGUUCCUCUGGCCAGGAUGUUUCGCUCCGUGAGGAUGAUAUUUUUCAUUCUAAUGAACCUCCAAGACCCCAAGGUUUAUACGGUCUCGAAAAGCUGACUUCGGAAUUCUUGAUACAACAGCCUGUCCUGAAUUUCGGGCUCGACAUUCGCAUCGCCAGGUUUCAUAAUAUCUACGGACCAGGAGGGGCGUGGAACAAUGGUCGCGAAAAGGCACCUGCUGCACUUUUGCGCAAAGCUCUAGUUUAUCGGCCUACCAUCAGCCCUGGCGUAUCGGUAGAACCUUUCGAAAUAUGGGGUGAUGGUUCUCAACGCCGUUCAUUCCUGUAUAUUGAUGACGCCGUCGAAGCUAUCAUCAAACUCCUUGAAUCGAAUCAUUCAAAACCAAUCAACAUUGGGUCUGAUUCUUCAAUCUCUAUUCAGGAAUUAGCUCGACUCGCUUUGAGGAUCGCCUCCAUUGACCCCAAAAGUGUAGUCUUCAACCAUGACAUAACAAAACCUGUUGGUGUUGCGUCUCGGAAUUCGAACAAUGUCCUAGUGAAUUCUGUUUUGGGAUGGUCUCCAACUACCUCAUUGGAGGACGGAAUGAAACACACCGCGCAAUGGAUUGAGGGGAAGAUGGGGAGGCUUCUGCUACAGGGACCUUCUACGUCGAUCUCAAUGCGAGAGCAGAUGCAACAAAGCCAGCUGAUACACCUAUCUCCUGAAGCCACGAUUGUCUUCGCCGUUCUCCUACCGAUCACGUCUCGCGGCAGUGGUGAUCCCGCCCAAUGUCUUUCUCACUUGAGAAAGUUUGCGGAAUCACUAAACCGGACAACCCGCCAGCGGGAUACGUUCGGAUUAGCAAAGACCAAAUUUUGUGUUCGGAUCUACCUUGCCAUUGACGAAGACGACGAAUUUCUCCUGAAGGGAGCCAGAGACGGCUUCAACGAAGCCGCAAAAGUUUUAAUUAAUGCAGGCUUUCUACGUACGAAAACGCUUCUGUGCAACCAUCCCAGAGGGCACGUCUGCAAACUUUGGCGUGAUCUUGCUAAAGCUGCUUGGGACGAUAGCUGUGACUAUUUUGUCCUUAUGGGUGACGAUGUUGUCUUGAAGGAUCGAGGAUGGAUGGAAGACGUUCAUGCCCAGUUCCAGCGGUUUUCCGAGGACCAAGCUGGUGUUCCUUUCGGUUUCGGAUGCGUUUCAUUCACAGAUAUCACCUUUCCUGGGAUGCCUACAUUCCCUGUUAUACAUCGUACCCAUCUUGAUAUUUUCAAUGGCGAGGUCAUUCCGUCCGUUUUCAUCAAUCAGGACGGAGAUCCAUUCCUCUAUCAACUCUAUCGAAGGUGGGGUUGCUCGACAAUGAUUGAGAGCAGGAUUUCAAACGAAGUUGGAGGAGAAUUUGCCGCUCGCUACGAGAAGCAACAUACGCAAGACUGGACAUUCGAGAUUCUGGAUUCUGCCGUGUUCGCAAUAGAAUGUUGGUUGCAAGACCGGGCAGAAGGAAACAGUAUUCUAAUUCCACAGAAGCUCCUAACCUUGGACAUCGUGAUUCCGUGUUACAGAGUUGAUUCCGAAAUUAUCGAUAGGAUUCUUCAACUGAAGACUUCAAAAUUUUGCAGCACGAUGUUCAUCAUCAUUGUAGAUGACCCCAAUAAUCCGAACAUCGCUGUCCUCAAUCAACGACAUGGACAUCGCCCUGAUGUUCGAAUCCGUGUCAACUCAGUCAAUUCGGGUGCGUCUUAUUCCCGUAACCGAGGUAUGCAAGAGUCCGCUGCAGAUUGGGUCCAUUUCCUCGACGACGACAUUGUUCCCUCCCCUGACUUACUCCUGGAAGCCGAAAGUAUAAUACGCCAUAAUCCAAACGCCGCAGGGUUCGUCGGAAACACAUUCUUUCCUCCUGCAAACUCAAUCUUCACUGCUGCUUUACACCUCUCAGGUGUCACCUACUUUUGGGACAUCGCUGAUAAAAUUAGUACAGAUGUCCCAUGGGGCGUUACAGCAAACAUUAUCGCUCGCAGAAACGUUGCAGAUGGGGUAAAGUUCGACUUGACGUUCCCGAAGACUGGCGGGGGUGAAGAUAUCGAUUUUUGUAGGAAAAAGCGCGCGUAUAUGAUCAGAGAAGGCGGGGAAGGAUUUGUUGCUGCUCCAAAAGUGAAAGUGACGCACCCUUGGUGGAAGAAUGGUGCGAGAUCCUACUGGCGCUUCUAUAUGUGGUCGGUAGGAGACGGCGCACUGGUGAAGCUGUACCCGGAGCACUGUUAUCGUGUCUGGGUGCCAAAUAGCGCAGAGAUGAUGUUGUUGUGGGUUCUCGCUGGUUCGAUGAUGAUGUGUCUUGGAGAAUGGCCUCGUUUUGCGUUUCGCGGCUUGCUGAGCACCAUCUUUGCCAGUGUUUUCCAUGACUGCUACCGCCAUCUCUACCGAGAUGUUGAACGAUGCCGGAAAAUGGACACCAACGUUACUGGGAUAUUUUGGGUCAUUGCGGUCAUCGAAAGCUCGCUGAUUCGAAUGUUCAGCGAAAUGGGUAGAGUCAAGGGGAUGUUGACUAGAAAGGAGUUUCAAUUGUUGGGAAAACGGUUCGAUUGGUUCACUGGUCGCUGGGGAGAUGGACCGUUGAAGGAAGAAACGAUGAAUGGGAGACAACGUAUUUUCUUGACGAUCGUCAUAUUGCUCAUUGAGCACUUUAUUUGA
Messenger RNA from Lentinula edodes (shiitake mushroom), 3081 nucleotides. Its product is annotated as glycosyltransferase family 2 protein. The record is from RefSeq and is a predicted model, not a curated record. The coding region runs from base 1 to 3081 and encodes 1026 amino acids. NCBI's taxonomy places the organism in Eukaryota, Fungi, Basidiomycota, Agaricomycetes, Agaricales, Omphalotaceae. The transcript is spliced from 2 exons.